Molecule: messenger RNA, 3650 nt
Organism: Bubalus bubalis (water buffalo)
Lineage: Eukaryota; Metazoa; Chordata; Mammalia; Artiodactyla; Bovidae
Gene: GPR157
Product: G protein-coupled receptor 157
Exons: 4
Coding region: 109-1119 (336 amino acids)
Biological process (GO): adenylate cyclase-activating G protein-coupled receptor signaling pathway; cell surface receptor signaling pathway
Cellular component (GO): plasma membrane
Molecular function (GO): G protein-coupled receptor activity
Source: RefSeq, a predicted model, not a curated record
GCGGGUGCUGGGACGCUAGCAGCUCGCGGGUCGGUGCCCAGACAGCUGCGGCGGCGGCGGCGGCGGCCACACGCGGAUCCUUGAUCCCAACCCUCUCCGCGCUGGGCCAUGCCACUUCCCGUGCCGCCCACCGAGCUGGUGCCGUCGGAGCGCGCCGUGGUGCUUCUGUCGUGCGUGCUUUCCGCGCUGGGUUCGGGCCUGCUGAUGGCCACGCACGCCCUGUGGCCCGACCUGCGCAGCCAGGCGCGGCGCCUGCUGCUCUUCCUGUCUCUGGCCGACCUGCUCUCGGCCGCCUCUUACUUCUACGGGGUCCUACAGGACUUCAAGGACUCCUCGUGGGACUGCGUGCUGCAGGGCGCGCUCUCCACUUUCGCCAACACCAGCUCCUUCUUCUGGACGGUGGCCAUCGCCCUCUACCUGUAUCUCAGCAUCGUGCGCACGGCGCACGGGUCCGAGACUGGCCGCCUGCUCUGGGCUUUCCAUGUCAUCAGCUGGGGGGUUCCGCUGGCCAUCACCGUGGCGGCUGUGGCUCUGAAGAAGAUCGGCUACGACGCCUCGGACGUGUCGGUGGGCUGGUGCUGGAUCAACCUGGAGGCGGAGGACCGGGUGCUGUGGAUGCUGCUGACCGGGAAGCUGUGGGAGCUGCUGGCCUACGUCACUCUGCCCGUGCUCUACCUCCUCAUCCGGAAGCACAUCCACCGGGCGCACGAGGAGCUCUCGGAGUACCGGCCCAUCCUCUCCGAGGCACACCAGCUCCGGCGCCACACCUUCGUGGCCGAUAAGAAGCUGGUCCUCAUCCCGCUCAUCUUCAUCUGCCUGCGGGUCUGGAGCACCGUGCGCUUCGUCCUGACCCUCUGUGGCUCCCCGGCGGUGCGGAUGCCAGUGCUGGUGGUUCUGCACGGCAUCGGGAACACCUUCCAGGGAGGUGCCAACGGCAUCAUGUUCGUCUUCUGCACACGCGCGGUCAGGACCCGGCUCCUCUCCCUCUGCUGCUGCUGCUGCUCCCCUCAGCCUCCCGAGGCCGAGAGCCCAGCUGGCCCUCCCAAGGCCCCUGCGCCCUCCAAGAGGGGCGAGUCUCAGAGGCCCAGGCGGACCCCAAACGAACUUCCCAGCACCUGAGCUGCUCCCCUCCGGUUCCAGGCGUGGUGCGGCCGACCUGGGGCAGGCGGCUCUGAGUCCUCAGCGGGGAUGCCAGGUGCCCUGUCAGCCUCCUGCCGUUGCAGCUCCUGACCCCCGUGGGGAGCAGCGCAAACUCAGCUUGUCUACCUCCUUGACCCUCAGGCACAUCCCCCUCACGCCGUGUCCUUCUGCACUGGGGGGGAUUCUGUCAGCACGAGGGCUGCACUGAGAUUCAGGGAAACCAGUGGUUCAUGAGCACUGCCAGGUCACCUUGGGGUCCAGGAGUCUGGGGCUCCUGACCACACAGCACUGUUUACAGUCAGAGGGACCUACGUGGGUGGGCAAGGCACCAAGAGAUACAUGUACAACCGUGCACCCAUCCUCAAUAAACUGCCGGGGUGCCAAAGAUGGGGCCCCCACCAAGAUACACACAACAGAUUCCUGGUUUGUCAGGGCGUCGGGAUUCCCCUGAGAGCCUGGCUUUUCCUAGAUGGCUUUGCUGGCCAAUGCAAGGGUCAGUUACCUUGAACCAGGAGGUUCCCUAGUGACCAGCAUGGGCACAGCUGCACACAGCUGCUCAGGAUGGCUGGUCUCCAGGGACCUCCUGAAUUGUGUCUAUGGGCUCCCUGCCCUUGAUGGAGAUGGUGUGGCCAGGAUCCAGACUCCUGCCUCUAUGAGACACUUAACGUUGGGAAAGGAUUGGGCUUCCCUGGUGGCUCAGAUGAUAAAGCAUCUGCCUGCUUUUAUGCAGGAGAUCCAGGGAUGGAGCCCUGGAGAAUGGAAUGGCUACCCACUCCAGUAAUCCUUGCCUGGAGAUUGCUGAUUUAUUCACUUCCUAGGUUAAUUUUUUACAGGAAAGGCAACCAAAGAGUUAGGAAAUCACCCAAAUAUUGAUUCCUCCCUGAAAGGGAAAGUUAGGGGGAUUGAUUGGGAGGCAUGACACUUGCAUCCUGGGGUGAUAUGAAAGAAAAAGGAUUUAAGAGAAGCAUCCAUAUCUCUAUCGUCUAUGACUCUUCCACCAACCCUUUCCUCUAUAGGUCAGAAAACAGUUUCUCUGUUAAGUCACAGAAGCCACUGGCUAAGAAGGGAGGUGUACCUGUCACUGGGAUGGGGGGGUCUUGAGGAGGAGGAGUCGAACUCAACAGGUGCUGCCCCUCAUGUGGGUCCCACGAGCACUCUGUAACUGCAGUGAUGUUCUGAACCCGUAAAAUGGUUCUGGAUUAAAACCAAAGCCACAGCUACUGUUGAUCCCUCUUUUACUCUCAAAAGCAAAAUCUGUAACAGGAAGAGACUGAAAGGAAGAGUCCUCUACAGAACUAGGUCGAAAACGCUCUUGUUGGGUUUCCUUUUUAAAAAAGAUUUUAUGAAAAUCAGCAAGGGGAUGAACAUCCCUUUAGGAGUCAGAGAAAGUUCUGGGCUGCUUGGCAGGAGGGCAGUCUGCCCUCCUAGGACAGAAAUGGCCUAUGUCGGGGGAGUUGGGGUUCCCUGAAGUAUGUUACAGCACACCUUGGGCGCACAGAUGGUAACGAGCCUCACAUUAGCUUCUAGAAUGGAGCAGAAAUUCAGGAAGUUGCUGCUGCAAAGGAGAAAAUCAGUCACGGCUGAGUAUGGGCCCCAGGGAGAAUGAUGCUAGACUACAUCUGUUCUCAAGGGGGCCCCAGAGGCCUUGGAUCAGAUGGUGCAACACUGCUGCCUGACCUGGGUUUCCCCAGACCAGAUGCAGCCGGGAAACACCUGCAGAGGGAGUCAGGGCACAGAGAAGAGCACCUCUGCUGUGCUGUCUGCUCUUCUGAAAACCACCCCAAAGAUGCACCUAUUUCCAUUCUCUCCCUCUGCUCCCCACCCCAUCUCUGUAGAUGGGUGAAAAUGUUCCUGUGAGUGGGGAACAGGUGUGGGCAGGGGAGGGACUCAUCCUUGUACUGGCAAACAGCAGCAUCUCCUCUUUCUCACUCAGGUCAGUCUAGCUGGGCGGGUGGAGUUCAGAGCAGUAGAACGAGUGGAAUAAAGCCCCUUUCUGAACUCUAGGAGGGGUUCCUGCCUCAUAUCAAAGCAAGACAGAAGUGGUUCCUCCUGUGGGUUCUCUCUGUGUGUCAGGGUACUCAAAGAUUAUCCACCCUCAUUCCCUGGGCACUGCUGUAUGACCUCAGCCUGCACAGGGGCUAUGGGCUCAGCCCCGACCCCCUCUCUUCUCAGGCACUUUUUGAACCUUGGUCUUUUUCUCAGGUUUACUAAGCACUUUCUGCCUCUCUGUACUUCCGAGCUUCUGAAUUGUGUCUGUUUUUGUUUUGUGUGUGUGUGUAUGUGUUUGUUUUUUAAUAAAGAUUAUGACUUUAGUCUCGGUUGAGGGUGCAGACAGAGCUCUGCAUGCAUCCAUGACAAGAGAAAGAACAUUUUUGCAGACUUCCUGUAGUGGAAUAAUGACAUUGAGAGAGGUUUUUUGGCAUGUGCAAAGUUGUCAUGAAAACCCUGACUGGGUCAAGGCCAAAGUGGCUAUUUUAAAUAAAAUAUUUUUCUUUUGUGUGUUUGGUAAA